CAUUGGACCUACAGCGCUUAGAUGAUAGAACUGACAAAGUGGAAUAGCUAGAACUGUAAAUGCAAUGUUCGAGCAUUUGUUGAUAGUAACAGUUACAACAUUUUUGUGUUCCUUGUUCAUAUAUUACUUAUUAAAAGGCAUUUCAAGAGAUACUGAGGUGACUAAUGACAGUGACUUUUCUUCCUGCAUUAACCCUAACUGUGUAAGAUGUACUCUGUAUCGUCAAGUUACAGAGAGAGCAUGUGAGAGAUAUAAGCAGCUAUGUAAGUUUCAGACAGAAAUACAAAGGUCAACACACAGAAUAGAGGAAUCGUUGCAUGUUCAAAAGUCUCAUGGAGAAAUAUUGAAUAACAGUGCCACAAAUCCUUUGGUUUUUAACCUGAAAGAUUUGAAAUUGGAAGCAGUUUACAGUCCACAUUCAGGUCAUCCAUUUGCAGAGGAUGUUAGACUGAUAGAAUCGAACAAAGAAAUAUUUUUUUCUGAUUUUUUGUUUGUUAGUAAGCCAAAGUACGAACAUCUUUGGACGAAGAAUAACACUCCAAAUGGACAGUGGCGUGUAUUUCAUCUCAUAAACCAAGGAAGAGUUGUGCAAAAUAAUGUUGCUAUAUGUGAAAAAACGUUUGGAAUAAUAAGAAAAUUACAGAACAUAAUGAACAGAAAUGUCUUUGGAAAUGUUUUGUUUUCUGUAAUCCAGCCAGGAACUAUAAUAUCAACACACCGUGGGCCAACAAACAUCAGAAUCAGAUGUCACUUAGGAAUAAAAACUGUUGAUGAGUGUAUUCUGACAGUUUCUGGGACACGGAGCCAAUGGCAAGUUGGGAAAUGUUUGUUGUUCAAUGAUUCUUUUGCCCAUGGGGUCAGACAUCAGGGCAGUGAGGAGGAUGGUCCUCGCUGUGUGCUUAUUGUGGACCUCUGGCAUCCAGAUAUCUCCCCUCAGGAGAGAAACGCAAUAGACUUCAUGUUUUCUCCAGAUAAAAAGUAGCCUAGUAAUAUUUACUUACAUAUGUGAAAGUUAGGGGGAAACUGAAGACUUACUUGAAUUAACAAUA
Saccostrea cuccullata (small rock oyster) is the source of this 1049-nucleotide messenger RNA. Its product is annotated as aspartate beta-hydroxylase domain-containing protein 2-like. Lineage: Eukaryota; Metazoa; Mollusca; Bivalvia; Ostreida; Ostreidae. The transcript is spliced from 3 exons. Gene Ontology annotation, cellular component: membrane. The record is from RefSeq and is a predicted model, not a curated record. The coding region runs from base 65 to 982 and encodes 305 amino acids.